Molecule: messenger RNA, 2592 nt
Organism: Engraulis encrasicolus (European anchovy)
Lineage: Eukaryota; Metazoa; Chordata; Actinopteri; Clupeiformes; Engraulidae
Gene: arhgef16
Product: Rho guanine nucleotide exchange factor (GEF) 16
Exons: 14
Coding region: 1-2319 (772 amino acids)
Biological process (GO): activation of GTPase activity
Molecular function (GO): protein binding; guanyl-nucleotide exchange factor activity
Source: RefSeq, a predicted model, not a curated record
AUGUCGGAGCGUUUGUCUGACGCCUCCGUGGGGGACACGGCCCCUCUGCUGUCGCUACGGCAACAGUUCACCUCCGACCUCCGACUCGACACGCACUCGCCCGACUCAAACACACGCUCGGCCUCACACACGCCCUCACACACGCCCACACACACACCCACGCGGGACGAGACAGGGGCGCUGACCGAGAGGUUGUGUGAUGGAGGAGACGAGGUGGAGGGGGGGCGCGUGAACAAGGGUGCGGAUUUGGACGGGGUGCGUGUGGGGGGUAAGGGGGGUGAUUCGGGGGGCGAGGGGUCACGUGUGGUCCUGAGCACCCAGAGCGAAGUGGCCCAACGCCUCGGCUCCAGUCAGCUGAUACCCCACAACCUGGCACAGCCCGCACGACACACACACGCCCACACACACGGCCACACACACUCGCACGGCCACAAGGUGCGGCAUCACACCACGGUGGUCCACCUGCCGGUGGAGAUGCUGCAGAACGCGACGCACGCCUCUCACGCCUCUCACGCCUCUCACGCCGUGCACCGGGCCAAGUGUGUGUCGCACGUGCCCGACCUGUCCUGGGAGGACUACGACAGCGACGGCGAGGGCUACGCGCUGCGGCGUAACCGUAGAAACAAGUCGUACCGCGCCGCCACCAGCAUGGGCACCGACGUCAUGGCGACGGGAGGGUGCGGAGGAGAGGUGGCUCAGCUGGCGGCGCUGGGGGAGGAGAGACGGACGCCCAGCCCUCAGAGGACCCAGAACACCAGGACCGUCACACGCAAGAGGACCUUUGGGAGGAGGAAGAGGAUGCAGAGACACGGAGGAUCCUUUAAGGACGAGCCGCGUCUCUACCAGGAGAUUCGUGAGCGCGGGCUGCACAACACGGACGAGGACUUCACCUCUACGGAACCCUCGGAGCCCUCGGAACCUCAGGGGAACCAGAACCGAGAGAGCCAGGGGGAGGACCAGGGCAUCGUGGUCAAGAGCUACAGACCCGCCCACAUGACCUGGAGCCAGCUGCCUCAGGUGAAGGAUACCGACAUCCUGCAGCUGAUCUCUCCAGAGGAACGCAAACGCCAGGAGGCCAUCUUCGAGAUCUUGACUUCGGAGUUCUCGUAUCUGCACAGUUUGGGGAUUCUGGUUCGUCACUUCAAGGAGAACGAGGAACUCAAACGCACCAUGACGACCACGGAACACCAUCACCUGUUCUCAAACAUACACAUCAUACACACCGUCAGCAAGAGGUUUUUCGAGGACCUUGAGAAGCGUCACAGUGUGCACCCUGUGAUCCAGGACAUCAGUGACAUCGUGUACGACCACGCCACCAACCACUUCCAACCCUAUAUAGUCUACUGCAGCAACGAGACCUUUCAACAGAGAACACUGCAGAAACUACUGUCGGGUAACGCUGCGUUUAAGGAGGUCCUCCGGCGUAUCGAGGGCAGUAGUGAGUGUGGGGGGCUGCCCAUGAUCUCCUUCCUCAUCCUGCCCAUGCAGAGAGUCACACGACUACCGCUACUCAUGGACACUAUCUGCCAGAAGACUCCUGAUCAGACGGCUGAGUACUUCGCAGCCUGGUGGGCACUCAAGGCAAUAAGUAAGCUGGUGAAGAGUUGUAAUGACGGCGCCAGGAAGAUGGAGAGGACAGAACAGAUGUACACCAUUCAGAAACAGAUGGACUUUGGCAAGAUUAAGCCGUUCCCGCUGGUCUCCUCAUCUCGUGGCCUGGUUAAGAGCGGGGAGCUGGGGGUGUGUGUGGAGGAGCUCUCGGUGUUCUGGAAGGCCUUCAGCCAUCGCAGCUACUUCCUCUUCCUGUUCAACGACGUCCUCAUCGUCACCAAGAAGAAGGGGGAGGAGGUGUAUGUGUGUGUGGACUACGCCACAUUAGAUCAUGUGACGGUGGAGGAGGAGCCAAGCGGAGGGGGAGGGGCUAAUUCUCUACAGCUGAGAAUCGUCAUGGAGAUCAACAGUGACGGACACAAGGAGCAGAUCGGACUGGUGGCAGAUAACAGGCUGGAUAAGGCCCGCUGGGUGACUGCUCUAAGGGAGCACAGACGCUCAGCAGAGAGCAACACGCAGAGAAGCGAGCUAAAGCAGUUUGAGGUGACCAAGGCCUACAUGCCGAAGGCUCCAGACGAGUUGGGACUACAGCAGGCUGAAGUGGUCAUUGUGGAGCAGGAGGUGGAAGGCUGGUGUCACGGGGAGCGAAUGAGAGACGCGGAACGCGGCUGGUUUCCCGCCUCCUGUGCCCACGAGAUCACCAACCGCACGGCCAUCGAGGGCAACAUGAGGCGCAUGGAGAGACUACGCAAGGAGACCAACGUCUAACACACACACACACCAAGGAGACCAACGUCUAACACACACACACACACGCUAUGCAAGGAGAGAAGUUGUAUUUUCCGGGGACCUAGUGAUGGUGGGGUCCGUUGUAAAGGUGGCUGCCUUCAAUAUAGGCCUAAAGUGCAGCGAGAAAUCCUGGUUUGUGUUCAUAGCGGCCCUUGGAGGACUUAAAUGGCCCUCGGAGGAAUUUGAAGUGGCCUCUAGAAUGAAAGUUUCUCAUCUGCAUUAGAACACAGCUGUCCUUAGGGGUGACACUGU